UUUCUCUUCAAAUGUCUUUGAGCAAGACAGUGAAUCUGAAAUCACUGCAUUUCUAUCAAUGGUAAAAGAACCAUUCUUUGACUGAAUUGGUUUACACCGGCUUUUAUUUAUACUGCUUAUUCCUAUUUAUUUGAUCUUAUCUAUUUUUCCGUACCUACAGUAUGAUCGCCGUGCUUGGUUUUCUCAUGUAAAUGAUUACCACCAAUUCUUCCCAACAGCAGCAUAAAAGAGAGGAGUAAUCGAAAUAAAGGUGUGUCUCGCUCGGAGGGGGCAGAUACUGUAGAUGUACAGAGGUGAGCCUUAACUGGAACUGCAGGACUUCAUGUCACCACCUUUCUUUAAAUUUUCUUUGGUAUGACCGUUAUUGGACUAUUCUUUCAAACCAGAGAGACACCAGCAAUUUUUUCCUGCCCAAUACCAUACAUUAACACUUAUUUUUACCCAGUGCCUAAUUUGUUUCAUGUUGAAACAGCCUUCUUGAGGACAGGGCCUCUUGUAUGUUUAGCUUUUUUCUUUAAGUGGGGCGGAGUUUAAAAGAAAAGAUAUCAUUCAGGGAGGAGCAAUUACUGCUAGUUGAGGCUGUGACGGGGGGGAAGUACUUGCCCGAGAAAGUUGCACAGUUCGGAUCCAGAAGAGAUUUGCCGUCAACUCCUGCAUCAUGAGUUCUGAAACAACUGGACAAACUAUAGUGAAGACAGAGGACGCAGCAGCUGUUGGUACUAAUCCAGCCGCAGUGAAAGAGCAGCGGAAGUGCCCACUGGGUGAUCGUCACAUUCACAGAGAUGAUGUGAGGAAGAUUUGGAAAGAAUGCCAUGAGGAAAGCUUCUGGUACAGAGCUCUCCCCUUCUCUCUGGGCAGCAUGGCUGUCACUGGUGGUCUGAUCUACAAUGGCAUCUGGAAGUCAUCGAAGCGACUUGGUCCCUUUCCAAAACUAGCAGUUGCUGGGAUCCUUGGUUACGCAGUGGGUACAGCAUCUUAUGUUGGAACUUGUCGAAGCAAGUUCCAGGCGGAUGGGUCAGGAUUUGGACCCUGGUCUCAGGGAGGUUUUUCAGGACCUUUCAGUAAAUCUGGUCGUGGACACAGAUCCGGCCACCAUGUGUGUGAAGAGUGUAAGAAAACGGCUCAAGCUGCACCACUGGAAGUGAAAAGUUGAAAGUCAAUGAAUCAUCUCUUUACAGAACAAUGAAAACACAGUGCAAACCAAUCUGAGGUUGGAAUUUAACCAUUGACCAACUACUACAAAUCUACUACAAGUACUCACAAACAUGUUAAAUAGCAAAUUGUAAAGUGAUAACAAAUCUGUCAAGUUAGAAUAAAAGUGAUACAUAUUACAGUGUUAAUUAGUGCUGCUCUCUGUUUCAAUUGUUGAGUUCUGUAUAUUGACACAUGGAUGUUAAAAUUACCUGAAUGCACUGUUCAUGUUUUCCGUUUCAUUUUUCCGACUCAAACACUGGGCUGGCUGUGAGCAUGGCAGGUUAUAAAUACCCAAUGUGAUUUGUAUGAAGCCUCCUUUCAUAUGUUCUGAUAUUGCCCUAAUACUGUACCUGCUAUUUGUUCAUGUCAAACUAUGCACACAGUGCCACUAGAUGGCGCUACUGUCCUUCCAAUCGUUUAUCUUUGUGCAAUGCGUUCUAUUUGGUGAUUAUCUAAAAUAUGAAACUGUUUUGCUCAUUGUCGCAGUUUUAACAAAUAACAUCAUGCAAGGAACCAAUGCAACCAGUGCAGUUUUAAAAAAUAAUUGUAACCAUUGCAUAUAUGCUCAUAUUUGCUUAUCUUGACUAAAUAAACAAAUAAACAGCAUGCUGGACACAAAAUA
Scophthalmus maximus (turbot) is the source of this 1816-nucleotide messenger RNA. It is a transcript of the gene ociad2, whose product is annotated as OCIA domain containing 2. The coding region runs from base 659 to 1153 and encodes 164 amino acids. The transcript is spliced from 6 exons. Gene Ontology annotation, cellular component: mitochondrial inner membrane. The record is from RefSeq and is a predicted model, not a curated record. NCBI's taxonomy places the organism in Eukaryota, Metazoa, Chordata, Actinopteri, Pleuronectiformes, Scophthalmidae.